Messenger RNA from Stomoxys calcitrans (stable fly), 3701 nucleotides. It is a transcript of the gene Dis3l2, whose product is annotated as DIS3-like exonuclease 2. Gene Ontology annotation, biological process: miRNA catabolic process; mRNA catabolic process. Gene Ontology annotation, cellular component: P-body; exosome (RNase complex). The record is from RefSeq and is a predicted model, not a curated record. NCBI's taxonomy places the organism in Eukaryota, Metazoa, Arthropoda, Insecta, Diptera, Muscidae. Gene Ontology annotation, molecular function: RNA binding; 3'-5'-RNA exonuclease activity. The transcript has 4 exons. Bases 181 to 3546 code for a protein of 1121 amino acids.
AUCUCAUUUUGUUUUGUUGAAACGACAAAGAUUAGCAAAAUAAUUAGUUUAUUUCAUUUAUGUAGUAAUUUCGCAACAUUACACAACAAAAAACUAUCAUUCGCCACAUAAGAUAAAAUUCAGACCAUAGUGCUGACAUUGAAAUUAAAUUUUUGCGUACAAAACGUAAAAAAGACAAAUAUGGAAGGUAACGAUGAUAAGAAGAGUCUACAAGGCCAACAGCCCCCACAGACAGCAACAAAAGACAACACAAUUUCGGAUAGUAAAAAUCGGAAAGAAAGCAAAAAGUUUGCUUUGCAAAGGAUCUCAAAAAAAUCUGCUGACGUUAUCAAAAAAUUGCAGAACAGACGCCUUGCCUUGGAAAAGCGCGAAGAAGAAGUUAGGCGUAGUGGUGAGGCUACCAGCACUAAUGAUCGACAUGCUAAGACAAUGCUAAAGGUAAUAAAUCGAAGGAUGCAGGUAAUUUCCCACAAUGGUGAUGUCUCAUCGACUCAUAAGAACAAUGAGGUGCCUGUGUCGGCCAACGUGCUGCCAGGUUCCAGAAAAAACGGCAUGGUGGUGGCUCCCAAACAACAAUAUUCAAAAGAACAAUUAGAAUGUUUGGUUGAUGGAUUGCUGGAAUUAAUCAACAGAUUGACAUUUAAUGAUAACAAUAUGCUGGAGAGAGUCAAUCAAUUGGCGUCUAAUAUAAGGAAUUUAAAGGAUUACUCUUUGGUUUGGACACUGAACGAUAGCACGCCCUCAACAUCGCAUCAAGUUCGCAACGAGGCUUGCCAUUCACGGCGUGACAGUGAAAGAUAUGACGAACCAUGUUCUUAUGCUGUGGACAACAAGGGUGCUGCGGCAAACCGCACUUCCACCAAAACAAAGGAAACAAAACCUAAAAAGGAGAAAAAGGAAUCAAGUCCACAAGAGACUCUUCUAAAAUAUAUCAACGCCAUUAUUUCGGAAUAUUAUGAGGAUCGGCAGCAAAACGCAAAAGAAACUCCAAAAAUAGCAUGCGCACUUGAAAAUCUGGAUGACUUGGAAAGUUUUUCCAAAUUGUUGGUCUCUGCUGGCUUGGGGCGCAUCGUUGAGAAGGAGAUAAGGAUAAACCGAAAGAACAAUAGACAAGCUUUUAUAGCAAUCACUGAAGAUAGGGAAGGCUUGGAGAGAGAUGGCAUUAUUACUCUGCCCGUGGCUAGACGUUAUGCCUUUGAUGGCGAUAUUGUUCGCGCAUUUGUUUUGCAUUCAAGCACCAGCAGUAAUCAGGCACAAGGAUCUGAGCUGCUAACGCGGAAGCCCAGAAAUGCAUCAAAUGCAUCGACUUCCUCCAAAAUAGUGGGGGGCAAGGAAAACUCCAUAUGUUUGGCCGACGAUGAAGAUCCUUUCGACGAGGGGGAUUUAUCACAAGACACGGAUCUGGAGGAUGAAAAUCUGGACAUGGUCGACGGCACUGCCUAUGUAUCGGAGAACUGUCCCAAAGCUUUUGUAAUCAGUAUUGUAAAGCAUACAGAGUUGCGUGAGGUUGUCGGAUCAAUCGCCUUCAAAAACCCUACCACGUUAAACUCCAAAACCUACUUCAAAUUGAAGCCGCACGACAUGAAAUUUCCCAUGGUCUAUAUUCCAACAGAGACCUGUGAGGAGCACAUAAAGGCAGCCAGCAAAGAUGAUAUAGUGGGCAUGUUGUACUUGGCACAUAUUCUGGAAACAGAUAUCAAUGGUCAUUGCAUUGGCGAACUACUACAACCAGUGGGAAAGGUGGGCAAUUUGGAGGCUGAGAUUAAGGCCAUUCUAUUGCACAAUGGCCUUAAGGACCUAAAACCCUAUGACCAAAAAUUCUAUGAUCUGUAUGACGGUCCAGUGCCGCCCAUAACGGAAGAAGAUUUGAAGCAGCGGGAAGAUUUACGCAAAAAAUGUAUAUUUACCAUAGAUCCUCUGACGGCAAGAGACUUAGACGAUGCAGUUUCCGUAGAGAAACUGAGUGAGGACGAAUACGAGAUUGGCGUUCACAUCUCAGAUGUUGCCCACUACCUUGAGGAAAACUCGGAAUUGGACAAUUUGGUAAAGGAGAGGGCAACGUCCAUAUAUUUAGUGAAUGAGGUAAUACAUAUGCUGCCUACAUCGCUGUGCUUCCGUUGUUCUCUUCUGCCGGGUGAGGAUAAAUUUGCAUUUUCAGUAUUUUGGCGUUGGAAUGCGAAGCAAAAAGAAAUGUGCGAGCCACGGUUUACGCGUUCGGUUAUCAACUCAUGUUCGCAGUUUGCCUAUGAGCAUGCUCAGAAAAUUCUAGACAAUCCCGAAGAAAACUUCAGCAGAGAUGAUUUCCCAGAAAUUCAUAACAAUUUUACACCAGACGAUAUUAAAUGGCGCGUUCUCCUCUUGCAUUCCAUAGCCCAAGAACUUAAGGGUCAACGUUACUCUGCCGGAGCCUUAUCAAUAAAUAAUCCAAAGAUAAGAUUUUCCUUGGAUCCUGUUACGGGAGAACCCACUGCCUUCGAAGUCGAAGGCCGCAAAGAAGCCAACUUCCUGAUUGAAGAAUUUAUGCUGCUAGCAAACCAAGCCGUGGCCAAGUUUAUACAUCAACGCUUUCCCAAUACCUCUAUUCUUCGCCAUCACCCACCACCUUUGCAAAAGUCCAUGCGAGCUCUUAAGGACAGAUUGGCAAAUUUAGGCUUAGAUUUUGAUAUAAGCAACUCAAAGUCUGUGUACGAAAGUAUGAAGCGGUUGUGUAGUCAAGUUAGUGAACCUGAAUCCGUAGAAGCUUGCCUCAAUUCAUUGUUAACAAAGCCUAUGGCAAGAGCUCGCUAUUAUUGCAGUGAAGGUAGAUCCUCAGAAGCUGAUUUUUGGCAUUAUGCCCUGUCCAUACCAAUUUACACACACUUCACCAGUCCCAUUCGAAGGUAUCCUGAUAUUUUGGUACAUAGAACCCUUGCAGCAUCUUUAAAUUACUGCCCACCAUCAAAACGAACUAUCGAUGAACUACAUCAAUUGGCGAAGAUUUGCAAUGAACAAAAAAAUAACGCCAAAAAUGCUGGCGACGAGUCCACCGAUCUAUUUUUUGUCCGUUACAUCAAGGCCAAAGAAUCCAUUACCCUAAGGGCUGUGGUAGUCGAUAUUUUCCAGCAUAUGAUGAAUGUUGUCACCAUAGACACUGGCCACAAUUUUACUAUUACUUAUAAGAUGCAAAAAGUCAUAAUAGACACCAGCAAUGCACCAUCACACAUUUUGAUCUCGGAAAAGAAGUCUCAAAUGUCGCCCAUAAAAUUGCAACUCUUUUCCACGGUCGAUGUACGCAUAGUGAUACGAAACAACAAGACCUGUGCUUUUCUAGUGUCACCAGACAAGUCACAGAGACGCCAAAAUUGCAAAGAGUCCUCAAAGAUACGUGACAAAACUUCACAAAGCAACAUCACUGCCUCAAAUGGUGACCGAACUAAUUCAACAUCCGAGCCGGAGGAGGUGGAUAAAGAAAACAACUCAAACAAAAAAGGGGCAAUACCCAAGAAAACGAAAAAAUCCAACAAAAAACCUCAAGUUGUUUACGCUCUACGUCCAGAUACACCAUAAAACCCACUUUCCAUGUCCAUUGGAAACUUUGCCUCCUAUACAUAAACAUGCAUAAUGAAAAUGUACUGUCGUUAAUACUAUGCGAAACUCUAGCCCGGCCACAAAAUGAUUUCUUUGGGCAGCAGCAGUUCCAAGGCAAUCCCUUCCUACCGCCA